Odobenus rosmarus divergens (Pacific walrus) is the source of this 768-nucleotide messenger RNA. It is a transcript of the gene MAGOHB, whose product is annotated as mago-nashi homolog B (Drosophila). Bases 76 to 522 code for a protein of 148 amino acids. The record is from RefSeq and is a predicted model, not a curated record. Gene Ontology annotation, cellular component: catalytic step 2 spliceosome; nucleus; exon-exon junction complex. Gene Ontology annotation, biological process: RNA splicing. The transcript is spliced from 5 exons. Lineage: Eukaryota; Metazoa; Chordata; Mammalia; Carnivora; Odobenidae.
CCCGGGCGAUGACGUCGCUACCAGGCGCCCGGCGGCACGUUGGCCAGGCCUUGGGCUGACUUCAGGGGGACAAAAAUGGCUAUGGCCAGCGAUUUCUACCUGCGCUACUACGUAGGACACAAGGGCAAGUUUGGACACGAGUUUCUGGAGUUCGAGUUUCGGCCAGACGGAAAGCUUAGAUAUGCCAACAACAGCAAUUACAAAAAUGAUGUCAUGAUCAGAAAGGAGGCUUAUGUGCACAAGAGUGUAAUGGAGGAACUGAAGAGAAUCAUUGACGACAGUGAAAUUACAAAAGAAGAUGAUGCGUUGUGGCCUCCCCCUGACAGAGUUGGCCGACAGGAGCUUGAAAUUGUAAUUGGAGAUGAACAUAUUUCUUUUACAACAUCGAAAAUAGGUUCUCUUAUUGAUGUAAAUCAGUCAAAGGAUCCUGAAGGCCUUCGAGUAUUUUACUAUUUGGUACAGGACCUGAAAUGUUUAGUUUUUAGUCUUAUUGGAUUACAUUUCAAGAUUAAACCAAUCUAAAUUGUAUGUUUUUGAAGCUGUUUUUAUAUUUAAUUAAGGGAUGGGUUUGUCAUUUACACUAUUGGGAUUUUUAUAAAUGUGAAGUUUUUUUUUGUAUGCCAACUAAAAAUAAGGAAAUACAUAAGCAGGCUUACUGAUUAUUCUCACUUGGGUCCAAGUGGUCUGGAUAGUCCUCAUGCAUGAAAUUAUGUAAAUAAAAGCAACCUUUUGUUGAGAGUUUGCUCUAAUAAAACAUAUCAAAGCCUG